AUGUUCAAGGGGCUGAGCAAAGGCUCCCAUGGAAAGUGGUCCCCCAAGGGGUCCCCAGCCAAGGGGUCCCCCAAGGGAUCGCCAGCCAAGGGAUCGCCCAAGGGAUCCCCCAGCAAGCACAGCCGGGCUGCCACCCAGGAACUGGCUAUGCUCAUCUCCCGCAUGCAAGCCAAUGCUGACCAGGUGGAAAGGGACAUCCUAGAGACCCAGAAGAAGCUGCAGCAGGACCGGCUGAGGAGUGAGCAGAACCAGGCCCUGCAGCACCAGCAGGAGACUGGCUGCAACCUGAAGGAAGCAGAGGUGCUGCUUAAAGACCUCUUCCUGGACGUGGACAAGGCCUGGCGGCUCAAGCACCCACAGGCCGAGGAAAUGGAGCAGGACAUCAAGCAACUGCAUGAGCGUGUGACCCAGGAGUGUGCCGAGUACCGCGCCCUGUACGAGAAGAUAGUGCUGCCCACCGAUGUGGGGCCCAGGGUCGACUGGGCACGUGUGCUGGAGGAGAAACAGAAGCAGGUCUGCGAGGGCCAGUACGGGCCAGGCAUGGGGGAGCUGGAGCAGCAGGUUGCAGAGCACAACAUUCUGCAGAGGGAGAUCGAGGCUUAUGGGCAGCAGCUACGGACACUGGUGGGGCCGGACGCAGCCAACAUCAGGAACCAAUACCAAGACCUACUGAAGGCGGCCUCGUGGCGCGGGCAGAGCCUGGGCAGCCUGUACACGCACCUGCAAGGCUGCACGAGGCAGCUGAGCGCCCUGGCGGAGCAGCAGCGCAGCAUCCUGCAGCAGGACUGGAGCGACCUCAUGGCUGACCCAGCGGGCGUGCGACGGGAGUACGAGCACUUCAAGCAACACAAGCUGCUGGAGCAGGAGAUGAGCGUGAACCAGCUGGAGGACGACGGCGAGCGCAUGGUGGAGCUCGGGCACCCGGCGGUGGGGCCCAUCCAGGUCCACCAGGAGGCCCUGAAGGUGGAGUGGCAGAACUUCUUGAACCUGUGCAUCUGCCAGGAGAACCAGCUGCAGCACGUGGAAGACUACCGCAAGUUCCAGGAAGAGGCCGACUCUGUCAGCCAGACCCUGGUGAAGCUCAACUCCAACUUGGACAGCAAGUACAGCCCUGCCUCRGGCCCCUCUGGGUCCCCCAUAGAGCUGGUGCGACAGCUGGAGGCAGAGGAGAAGCAGCUGGCCAUGGCCGAGAGGACCAUUGGGAAACUGCAGCAGAAGAGCCAAGAGGUCGCCCCUCUGCCAAAGCGCAGGACCCCAUCCAAGCAGCCCCUGCACGUGGACAGCAUCUGCGACUGGGACUCGGAAGAAGUGCAGCUUCAGCGAGGAGACAGGUACAUGCUGAUGGACAACACUGACCCACACACCUGGGUUGUGCAGGGCCCUGGUGGGGACACCAAGAGCGCCCCAGCCGCCUGCUUCUGCAUCCCGGCACCAGACCCUGAAGCUGUGGCCAGGGCCUCCAGCCUGGCUUUGGAGCUGCAGGCCCUGAAGCAGAAGCUUGCCACAGUGCAGAGCAGCCUGAAGGCCAGUGCUGACGAGCCGUCAGGGCCCRGCCAGCAGGGCCCCGGWCCCUCACCAGCACUUCUGCCCACAGCUCCAGAGGCCCAGAAGCUCCUGACCCAGAUGACCCAGCUAGAUAAGAACCUGGGGCAGAUAGAGAAGCAGGUGCUGGCCUGGGCCCGAACCCCGCUGAAGCGUACUGCUCCGCUGGAGGACCUGGAGGGCCGUAUCCACAGCCACAAGGACAUGGUUCAGCGCCUGCAGAGCCUGGGAGCCGAGAAGGAGGCCGCCCAGCAGGAGUGUGAGGYGCUUCUGUCUGCACAACCUGUGGGCUCAGCUGCCCUGCAGCUGCCUGUGGUCCUCAACAACGUCAAGAACAAGUACAGGGAUGUGCAGGCUCUGUGCACCCUCUACGGGGAGAAAGCCGAGGCCGCCCAGGGUCUGGAGCAGCAGAUCCAAGAUGCAGACAGGAUUAUCAGAGGGUUUGAGUCCACCCUGGUGCAGGAGGGCCCCAUCCCCGACGGGCCCCGGGCUCUGCAGGAGAGGAUCAGCGAGCUGCAGCGCCAGAGGAGGGAGCUGCUGGAGCAGCAGGCCUGCGUGCUGGGGUUACACCGCCAGCUGAAGGCCKUCACACACACGUGCAGCGCGCUGCAGAACCACUUCCAGGAGUUCUGCCAAGACCUGCCCCACCAGCAGCGCCAGGUGCGGGCACUCACCGACCGCUACUACGCUGUGGGGGACCAGGUGGACCUGCGGGAGAAGACGUUGCAGGAUGCCAGCCUUACCUACCAGCAGUUCAAGAACUGCAGAGACAACCUGAGCUCCUGGCUGGAGCACCUGCCCCACAACCAGGUGUCGCCCAAUGACGGGCCCAGCCAGAUCACCUACAAGCUUCAAGCACAGAAGAGGCUGAUGCAAGAGAUCCAGGGCCGCGAGCGGGACAGGGCCACAGUAGCCCGCCUUUCCCAGGACUUGCAGGCGGCUCUCCAGGACUAUGAGCUGCACGCAGACACCUACCAUGGCUCCCUGGAGCCCACCCUGGCAGUGUCUGCCCCCAAGAGACCCAGAGUGACCCCCCUGCAGAAAAGCAUCGAGGCCCAGGAGAAGAGCCUGGCCAAGGCCUAUACUGAGGUCACAGCUGCACACCAGCAGCAGCUGCACCAGCUGGAGUUUGCCAGAAAGAUGCUAGAGAAGAAGGAGCUCAGUGAGGAUAUCCAAGUGACAGGUGGUGCGCAGCAGGGGUCUGAGUGCUCAGCCCAAGCAAGGAGGGAGUCAGAGGCCCUGAAGUCCCAGCUGGAGGAGGAGAGGAAGCGGGUGGCUCAGGUGCAGCAGGAGCUGGAGCAGCAGAGGCAGCAGCUGCUGCAGCUGAAGACCCAGAGGCCCGUGGAGAGGCUGGAGGAGAAGGAACUGGUGGAGUUCUACCGGGACCCCCAGAUGGAGAGCAGCCUGUCCAGGGUGAAGGCCCAGGUGGAGGAGGAGAACAAGAGGAGGGCUGGGCUGCAGGCAAACCUGGAGGCAGUGGCCCAGAAAGUGGCCCAGCUAGAGAGCAAAAGGAGGACCAUACAGCCUCCUCACCUGCUGACCAAGGAGGUCACCCAAAUCGAGAGAGACCCCAGCCUGGACAGCCAGGCGGUUCAACUGGGCAGAGAGAUCCAGCAUCUGCGGGGGGAGAACACUGUCAUCUCAGCCCAGCUGGAGGAGCUUAAGAAGGAGCUGCUGGCCCUUGAGCAGAAGGAGGUGAAUGUGAAAGAGAAGGUGGUGGUGAAAGAAGUGGUCAAGGUGGAGAAGGAUCUGGAAAUGGUCAAGGCAGCCGAGGCUCUGAGGCUGCAGAUUGAGGAUGCCGCUGCACAGAGGAAGCUGGCACAGGAGGCCACGGCCAAGCUACAGGCUCGCAUAGAAGACCUGGAGCGGACGAUCAGCUCGGUGGAGCCCAAGGUCAUCGUGAAGGAGGUGAAGAAGGUGGAGCAGGAUCCAGCUCUUCUCAAAGAGUCCACCAGGCUGAGAAGCCUCCUUGAGGAGGAGAGGAACAAGAAUGCCAUGUUGGCCCGGGAACUGAGGGACCUGCGGGGCAAGUAUAGUGUGGUAGAGAAGCAGAAGCCCAAGGUGCAGCUCCAGGAACGGGUCAAUGAGAUCUUCCAGGUGGACCCAGACACGGAGCAGCAGAUCACACGGCUCAGAGCCGAGCUGCAGGAGGUGGCUGGCAAGAGGAGCAGCGUGGAGAAGGAGGUGGAGAAGCUGCUGCCUGACCUGGAGGUCCUGCGGGCCCAGAAGCCCGUGGUAGAGUACAAGGAGGUGACCCAGGAGGUGGUGAGGCACGAGAGGAGCCCGGAAGUGCUGCGUGAGAUCGACCGCCUCAAGGCUCAGCUCAACGAGCUGGUCAACGCCAACGGGCGCUGCCAGGAGCAGCUCAUCCGGCUGCUGGGGGAACGGGACGAGUGGAAGCGGGAGCGGUCCAAGGUGGAGACCAAGAUGGUGAACAAGGAGGUGGUGCGCCACGAGAAGGACCCAGUGCUGGAGAAGGAGGCCCAGAGACUCCGCCAGGAGGUGCGGGAAGCAGCCCAGAAGAGACGGGCCACGGAGGCCGUGGUCUAUGAGCUGCAGAACAAGUACCUGCUGCUGGAGAGGAGGCGGCCCGAGGAGAAGGUGGUGGUGCAGGAGGUGGUGGUCACCCAGAAGGACCCGAAGCUGCAUGAGGACCACAGCCGGCUGAGCCGCAGCCUGGAUGAGGAGGUGGGCCGGCGGCGGCAGCUGGAGCGGGAGGUGCAGCAGCUGCGGGCCAGCGUGGAGGAGAAGGAGGGUCUGCUCAGCUUCCAGGAGGACCGCAGCAAGAAGCUGGCUGCCGAGAAGGAGCUGCGGCAGCUGACCCUGAGGAUCCAGGAGCUGGAGAAGCGGCCUCCUGCAGUGCAGGAGAAGAUCAUCAUGGAGGAAGUGGUCAAGCUGGAGAAGGACCCAGAUCUGGAGAGGUCCACAGAAGCCCUGCGGCGGGACCUGGACCAGGAGAAGAUGCGGGUGACAGAGCUGAAUCGGGAGUGCCAGAGCCUGCAGGUCCAGAUCGAUGUCCUUCAGCAAACAAAAUCACAGGAGAAGACCAUUUAUAAGGAAGUGAUCAGGGUGGAGAAGGACCGGGUGCUGGAGGGUGAGCGGGCCCUGGUGUGGGAGAAGCUCAACCGAGAGCGUGCAGCCCGCCAGGGCCGGGAGGACGAGGUGCGGCGCUUGCGCGAGCGGAUUGACAAGGCUGAGGCCCUGAGGAGGACCUGGUCCCAGGAGGAGGCCCAGCUGCAGAAGGCCCGGGACCAGGCUGGCCAGGAAUGUGGGCGGUUGCAGCAGGAGCUGCGGGAGCUGGAGCGACAGAAGCAGCAGAAGGUGCUGCAACUGCAGGAGGAGGCCAAGCUGCUCAGCCAGAAGACAGAGGGCGAGCGGCAGAAGGCAGCCCAGAGAGGCCAGGCACUGGCGCAGCUGGAGGCAGCCAUCCUCCACGAGAAGGACCAGAUCUAUGAGAAGGAGAGGGCCCUCCGGGACCUGCACACCAAGGUCACUCGGGAGGAGCUCAGCCAGGAGACCCAGACUCGAGAGACCAACCUCUCCACCAAGAUCUGCAUCUUGGAACCUGAGACAGGAAACGACAUGUCCCCGUACGAGGCCUACAAGAGGGGCAUCAUUGACAGGGGCCAGUACCUGCAGCUGCAGGAGCUGGAGUGUGACUGGGAGGAGGUCACCACCGUGGGCCCCUGUGGGGAGGAGUCUGUGCUCCUGGACCGAAAGAGCGGGAAGCAGUACUCCAUCGAGGCCGCCCUGCGCUGUCGCCGCAUCUCCAAGGAGGAGUACCAUCUGUACAAGGACGGCCGCCUCCCCAUUUCCGAGUUCGCCCUGCUCGUGGCAGGGGAGACCAAGCCCUCCUCCUCACUCUCCAUUGGCUCCAUCAUCUCCAAGUCCCCACUCGGCUCCCCAGCUCCCCAAAGCUCUGGUUUUUUCUCCCCCAGUUUCUCUUUUGGGCUCACAGAUGACAGCUUUCCCAUCGCUGGGGUCUACGACACAACCACAGACAACAAAUGCAGCAUCAAGACCGCUGUGGCCAAGAACAUGCUGGACCCCAUCACUGGGCAGAAGCUGCUGGAGGCCCAGGCGGCCACAGGGGGCAUCGUGGAUCUCCUUAGCCGCGAGCGCUACUCUGUGCACAAGGCCUUAGAGAGGGGGCUGAUUGAGAACACCUCCACRCAGCGGCUGCUCAAUGCCCAGAAGGCCUUCACCGGCAUUGAAGAUCCCGUCACCAAGAAGAGGCUGUCGGUGGGUGAGGCCAUCCAGAAGGGCUGGAUGCCCCAGGAGAGUGUGCUUCCGCACCUGCGGGUACAACACCUGACUGGGGGGCUCAUUGACCCCAAGAGGACGGGCCGCAUCCCCGUCCCACAGGCUGUGGUCUGUGGAAUGAUCACUGAAGACCUGGCCCAACUCCUGCAGGACGAGUCCAGCUAUGAGAAGGAUUUGACAGACCCCAUCUCUAAGGAGCGGCUGAGCUACAAGGAGGCCAUGGGGCGCUGCCGUAAAGAUCCACUGAGUGGCCUGCUGCUGCUCCCAGCUACGCUGGAGGGGUACCGCUGCUACCGCACGCCCUCCCCCAGCCUGCCACACUCCUGCGUGCGCUGA
Urocitellus parryii (Arctic ground squirrel) is the source of this 6141-nucleotide messenger RNA. RefSeq names its product envoplakin (gene Evpl). Gene Ontology annotation, cellular component: membrane; cytoplasm; cytoskeleton. Lineage: Eukaryota; Metazoa; Chordata; Mammalia; Rodentia; Sciuridae. Gene Ontology annotation, molecular function: structural molecule activity; cadherin binding. The record is from RefSeq and is a predicted model, not a curated record. Gene Ontology annotation, biological process: wound healing; intermediate filament cytoskeleton organization.